AUGGGUUCUUCAGCUCCUGCUAACGGCCACCCCGUCGUGCUUGACAAGGAAAGCGCGACUGGUCAAUUCGUGCGAACGGCCGUUUGCCUCUCGGCGAUCACACUCAAGCCAUUGAAAAUCGAAAACAUACGGCAGCACCCAUCAGCCCAAUUGACAGGAACAAACAAGCCGGGAAUGACGGCAGACCUCGUGGCGAUUGUCAACUGGCUUGCCGAGCAAACCGGCGCGGAGAUCAUAGGCAAUGUCAUUGAGAGCAGAACCCUCGAGUUCCGGCCCAAGUACCGUCCAUCAACAAAGCAGAUAACGCGCAGGGAGAUCAAGAUCGACCCCGGCUCCAUGCUCGCCAGCUCCGUUCUGCACUUCCAGACCAUCCUCCCAUUCCUGCUCUACAUCGGGAGCCAAGACCCCGGCAACGGCAAGGCAAUAGAGCUCAGACUCAAGGGCACGACAUACUCGCCCGGCACCCCAAGCUUCGAGUACAUCGACCAGGUCUUCCUGCCAGCCCUCCGCGACUACUUCGGCGUCGAAAUCAUCUGCCAGCUUGUCAAGCGCGGAUGGGACAGGAUGACCCGCAAGUGCCUCCAGGAGGGAACGGUGCGCUUUAAGAUUCGCCCGCGCAAGGCCGGCACGACCCUUUCCCUUCGACCCAAUGCCAAGUUUUGCGACGAUGAGGAUGUGGCGGGCUCUGUCGACAGCGUGUUGACCAGCGUCGAUGUGACCAUUGUCACUCCUCCGGUGCUGCAUGAACCGCUGCAAACGCACCUCCAGGGGGACAUCGAGGCUCGAUUUGGAAACAUCGAUAUCGAGUUCAAGUUGGAGGAGAGCGGCCAUGACGACAGGGUCUACGUGCUACUCGUGGGCAAGUCUGAGCACUGUCGUUGGGGACGGGACUACCUGAUGGCCCAACCUCUGAAGGACUCGACGAUUCUUGCGCUGUGCAAGGAGAUUUCGAUUAACAGCGAACGUGCCGUCGACAUACACCUGGAGGACCAGCUGGUCAUCUACCAGUGCCUGGCCGAGGGCCGGACAUGCUUCGACUCCCUGACUGCCGGGGAAGCAGCCAACUCGGACUCGUCUACAACCCAACUCUCCAAGGCUGCCGCGGUUGCUCUCCUGCCGAGGGCAAAGUACGAUGGCAAGACCUGCAUCGGCGCAGAGAAGAAUUACACCUUGCGAGACGUCAAGAACUUGAAGGAACUGAAAUGA
Messenger RNA from Diaporthe citri, 1206 nucleotides. RefSeq lists its product as uncharacterized. The transcript has 5 exons. Gene Ontology annotation, molecular function: RNA-3'-phosphate cyclase activity. The record is from RefSeq and is a predicted model, not a curated record. Gene Ontology annotation, biological process: RNA processing. Lineage: Eukaryota; Fungi; Ascomycota; Sordariomycetes; Diaporthales; Diaporthaceae. Gene Ontology annotation, cellular component: nucleus. Bases 1 to 1206 code for a protein of 401 amino acids.